AUGCCGACGCCGGUGAAGUCGGUGCUGCUCGGCUGCGGCGGCGUCGGCCGCUACCUCCUCCGCCACAUCGGCGUGGCCAUCCGCGUGGUGGGCGUCGCCGACGACGUCCACUCCAGCGGCCUCGAUGACGCGCUCCUCACCCACCUCUGCACCGCCAAGACCGCCGGCUCUCCCCUAUCCUCCCUGCUCGGCCUAGGUCUCGUACUGGUCGACUGUUCUGCAACUUAUGAUACUGUCAGUCUACUCAAGGAUGCUGUGGAUCAUGGAUGCUGCAUUGUAUUGGCAAACAAAAAACCUCUUACCGGCGCUUAUGAGGAUUUUCAAAAGUUGGUCUCCAACUUCCGUCGGAUAAGAUUCGAAUCUACUAAUUUCAGUGUUAUGGGUUUAUCUCAGAACCUUGCCUGUAAUGCAUUUGAUGUUAUGGUUGGAGCUGGCUUGCCUGUGAUAGCUUCUGUAACCCGUAUUAUUGCAUCUGGAGAUCCAGUUUCUCGUAUUGUUGGCAGUCUGAGUGGUACACUUGGGUAUGUGAUGAGUGAGCUGGAGGAAGGAAAGAGAUUUAGUGAAGUUGUGAAAACAGCCAAGUCUCUUGGCUAUACAGAACCUGGUCUUGCAGAUAUCUUAUAG
This is a messenger RNA of Panicum virgatum (switchgrass), 624 nucleotides long. Its product is annotated as homoserine dehydrogenase-like. Lineage: Eukaryota; Viridiplantae; Streptophyta; Magnoliopsida; Poales; Poaceae. Gene Ontology annotation, biological process: aspartate family amino acid biosynthetic process. The record is from RefSeq and is a predicted model, not a curated record. The transcript has 7 exons. Bases 1 to 624 code for a protein of 207 amino acids. Gene Ontology annotation, molecular function: NADP binding; homoserine dehydrogenase activity; aspartate kinase activity.